UCCCUCGGCGGCCGCGGCAGCGGGAGGGCGCUGGGGGCCGGGCCGGGCCGGCCAUGGCGGCGGAGGAGGAGGAGGGCGAGGUGGACUGGGUGGUGGACACCAUCGCCGGCUUCCUGCGGGGGCCCGCCUGGGCCGUGCCCGUCCUGGAGUUCAUGGAGCAGAAAUGCGAGGUUUUUGAUGAUGAAGAAGAAAGCAAGUUGUCUUAUACAGAAAUUUAUCAGGAGUACCAAGCGUUGGUUGAAAAAUUAUUAGAAGGUUAUCUUAAAGAAGUUGGCAUUACUGAAGAGAAAUUUCAAGAAGCUUUUUCAUCUCCUCUUGCAAAGACACAUACUUCACAGGCGAUCUUGCAAACAGUGCUGGCAGCAGAAGAUUUCAGACUAUUUAAAAAAAUGAUGGUACAAAAAAAUAUUGAAAUGCAAUUGCAAGCCAUCAGAAUCAUGAAAGAAAGAAAUGGUGUAUUGCCUGACUGUUUGACUGAGGGUUCGGAUGUGUUCAGUGAAAUUGAACAAGAAGAAAUGAAAAUACUCAGGGAGGUUCUAAGAAAAUCUAAGGAAGAAUAUGACAUGGAGCAAGAAAGGAAAAGGACCGAGGAAGCACAUACCCUUAAAUCACCAGAUGUGACCAGUUUUCCAGGAGAUUCAAGAGAAACUGUAAGAGUUAAGGAGUCUACUGAGGGAGCUGAUGUUUCUGAAGAAACUCCAAAAAUUUCAUUAGAGGAAUCCUGCAAAUCUGCAAGGGAAGACCUAAAACCAGUACGCCCAUUACAGAAAGGAACAGAAAGCUUACCUCAGCCAACCAAAGGCAAAGAAGAUGUUAAGAAGAGAACAUCUGAAAAGCGUUCAGAAAAUGCAGCACAAAAAGCCAGGAUAGAAGGACCUACUUUAUCAGAAGAGCAGCAGCUGAAGCAACGGGAGGACUACCUCAAGAAAAAGAGAGAUAUGCUGAUGGCUACAAAGAAGGAGUCAAGAAAUAAUGUGAUUCCACCAAAAAACACUGACCAGAAAGAAAAGGAAUUGUCUCCUAAAGAGGAACUCUCAGAAGAGAAGCAAAAGUUACUGCAGAAGAGGAAAGUGCUUGCAGAAAAACUAAAAGAAGAAGUUAUUAAUAAGCGGUAAUGUUAAGAAGCUCAUUGCAGGUUUCAAUAAUAAGCAACUUUAAAAAAAAAUAACCAAUAAUUGAAUGGAUUUGUUUUCAAAUGUUACAUUUAGUUUUAUAGAACUUUCAGACAAGCAACUGGACUUGUAUAAAGUCUUUGAAAUUACACUCAAAACAGUGAAAACAUAUUUUCCAGAAUGCUGUAAACUCAUUGAUUUUCACUGGAAGGUACUCAACAACGAGGCAGUUUAACAUUAGCUCAGCACACAGAUUGUGUGGACUACUGGCCUCAGUCACUUAAUAGAACAAAAGCAAAUAUUUAUAUCUGUUAAAAUAAUAAUGUAAACAGUUUUGAAUGAGUUAUAUAUAUUUUUUUUUUUUAGGAUUAGGGAACUUGGUUCUUUUCAUUAGAAUAUUACAAAUAAGUUACUAUUUUUCAGCUGUAAAGUAUAAUAAAAUUUAAGUUCACAAAGAAAUGUUACUAUGAUUACCUUAUUUUUUGAGAAACAGAUAACAGCUUGAAGUCAGGAGUCAAGACAUCCAGAUUGUAUUAUUUUACAUACUUUUGGAGCAGUUUACUAGUGUCUUGGAUUCAAGUUUGCUAUGAAUGCAAGUUGAGAAAAACUUUAGUUGCAAAAUAAGAACUAGAGCAAAUGAGACCAAUUUAGUUCUAAAUCAGUUUUUAAACAAAACAAAAAUCAUUUAAAUCUCUCAAAGACAAAUGUAAAGUUGUGCAAAUUACAGCCUCUGCUGUGCUUCAUUUCAUUACAUCGUUGUCUGUAACAGUAAUUCACAUUAAAAGAACAACCCAACUA
Anas platyrhynchos (mallard) is the source of this 1910-nucleotide messenger RNA. It is a transcript of the gene CFAP36, whose product is annotated as cilia and flagella associated protein 36. Lineage: Eukaryota; Metazoa; Chordata; Aves; Anseriformes; Anatidae. Gene Ontology annotation, cellular component: axoneme; ciliary base. The record is from RefSeq and is a predicted model, not a curated record.